AUGAGCCUAGUUAUGCACUCUCAGUAAGUGACUUUGCUGACCUUCCCAGUGUCCAACAGCAGCUUUUCAGCAACAUUGACACAGUAUUUGUAGAGGGCACGUCUACCACUACCACGACGAUAGGUAAGAAAAAAACAAACAAACAUGCUUCCUCUCAGCUUUUAUGUUUGUAGUGAGGUGUGCUUUGCCUGUAGUUCUAAUGAGUUGCAGAAGGAAAAGUAUUUCUUCCUGAGUUGUAAAACUUUGCGCGAGGUGAGAUGAUAUCGAAAAACACAGAAAGCACGAUUAAUGGAAAAGCAUCUACUACUGUGUAAUGCAAUAUGCUUUUUAUUUUUCCUUACAAUGUCCCCCAUCUGACCCAUGACUGUUAUUUCUUAGCUGAGGGCGGUAGGCAGAGGAGAGAUGUUGUCUUCCUGCUGGAUGGAUCGGAUGGCACUAGGAAUGGGUUCCCAGCAAUGAAAGAGUUUGUGCAAAGAAUGGUGGAGAGAUUGGACAUAACUGAGAACAGAGAUCGCGUUUCUGUGGUCCAGUACAGCAGAGACGCAGAGGUCCAUUUCUAUCUUAACACGUACACGACAAAGGAAGACGUCCUUGACCGUGUCAGAGGCCUGAGACACAAAGGAGGCAGACCCCUUAACACGGGGGCAGCUCUCCAGUACGUCAGAGACAAUGUCUUUACCGCCUCCUCCGGCAGCAGGCGGCUGGAGGGUGUGCCGCAGAUACUGGUUUUGCUUAGCGGGGGAAGGUCAUCUGACAGUGUUGAUGCAGCAGCCUCCUCUCUGAAAGAGCUUGGAGUUUUGACCUUUGGAAUAGGAUCGAGGGGCUCUGAUAGCAGAGAAUUGCAGAAAAUUUCUUACGACCCCAAUUAUGCUCUGACAGUGUCAGACUUCAGUGAGCUUCCAAAAGUCCAAGAGCAGCUGCUGGCCUCUGUCCAGGCUGUUCCAAUUCCCAUCACUCCAACUUCACCACCUGUAACCGCUGUUUACACCACACCCAGAAAGGACGUGGUGUUUCUUCUGGACGGUUCAGAUGGUACUAGGAAUUCUUUCCCAGCUAUGCUUGACUUUGUGCAAAGAGUAGUGGAGCAAUUCAACAUAGAGGCCAACAGAGACCGUGUUUCUGUGGUACAGUACAGUAGAGACGCUGAGGUCCAUUUCUAUCUGAACAGCUACACGACAAAGGAAGACGUCCUUGACCGUGUCAGAGGCCUGAGACACAAAGGAGGCAGACCCCUUAACACGGGGGCAGCUCUCCAGUACGUCAGAGACAAUGUCUUUACUGCCUCCUCCGGCAGCAGGCGGCUGGAGGGUGUGCCGCAGAUACUGGUUUUGCUUAGCGGGGGAAGGUCAUCUGACAGUGUUGAUGCAGCAGCCUCCUCUCUGAAAGAGCUUGGAGUUUUGACCUUUGGAAUAGGAUCGAGGGGCUCUGAUAGCAGAGAAUUGCAGAAAAUUUCUUACGACCCCAAUUAUGCUCUGACAGUGUCAGACUUCAGUGAGCUUCCAAAAGUCCAAGAGCAGCUGCUGGCCUCUGUCCAGGCUGUUCCGAUUCCCAUCACUCCAACUUCACCACCUGUAACCGGUACGUGCAUGGAAGAACUGAAUAGUACGCUGUGUCUCGUCUUUCUACUUAACGUCCCUCCUUUUUUCUUUUCUUUCUUGUUUUUUUGCCUUUGUUUUGUGAGCAGUGGGAAUGUUAGCCAGAGCUUAGACUGUUAAUGAGGUGGUGAACUGAUAUGACAUUCUGAAGCUUAAUGAACGUUAUUGACAUUACUUGGCGUUAAUGAUGCUGUUUUUCCCCCCUCCUAGCUGUUUACACCACACCCAGAAAGGACGUGGUGUUUCUUCUGGACGGUUCAGAUGG
This is a messenger RNA of Onychostoma macrolepis, 1860 nucleotides long. Its product is annotated as collagen alpha-3(VI) chain-like. The coding region runs from base 321 to 1715 and encodes 464 amino acids. The transcript has 2 exons. NCBI's taxonomy places the organism in Eukaryota, Metazoa, Chordata, Actinopteri, Cypriniformes, Cyprinidae. The record is from RefSeq and is a predicted model, not a curated record.